This is a messenger RNA of Ilyonectria robusta, 675 nucleotides long. RefSeq lists its product as uncharacterized. The transcript has a single exon. Bases 54 to 527 code for a protein of 157 amino acids. Lineage: Eukaryota; Fungi; Ascomycota; Sordariomycetes; Hypocreales; Nectriaceae. The record is from RefSeq and is a predicted model, not a curated record.
GAGCAGCCCACACUUGGGGUUUGACGCUUGCCCCGUAUCUCUGUUGUGCGCAAAUGGCGUGCCCUCCCAGACUCCGUACCUCAUCUCGCCAUGGCCCGCAGGCCCCAGUCCUGUCAUCGUGUCGGCCAUGCAGGUACCGAGUCCAGCCGCAUCAACUCUGCGCGGACUCUCGGACCCGUCGUCUUUCGGACGUCGCAUUGCCGGAUCGCUCCUCCAAGCCUCAAGACAUCCACCCACCCACACUAGCAAAGUCGGAUCCAGGAACCGCGCGCCGUCGUGUUGAUCCCUCCUCAAUGCUCUCACCUCUCACUAACUUCUCACUAACCUUCCUCACUAACCUCCCACCUGCCCAUCUUGUCCGCCGAGAUGUUCCCGUCCCAACUCUAUCCCACGGCUUCACACUGAUGCCACGCCGGGCCCAUAACAAAGGGAUCCCGGCCCAGAAGCCUCGGCCCCGGACACGGCUAGCCACGAUACACAUAAACUACCCCGACCUGAUGCCGAGAUGCCACUGCCAGAUUACGUAGUAACCAAUCCCAACCACAGCGCCGGUGAAACCACCAUUCAGCCAGUGGGCAGACCACGACCGCUAUAAUCGUCCACCGUCGCUCGUCCACCGUUGUCUAUCGGCAGCCCAGUAACCCCGGAAACCCCUCACUCCACCCACCAUUCUUC